Molecule: messenger RNA, 2992 nt
Organism: Trifolium pratense (red clover)
Lineage: Eukaryota; Viridiplantae; Streptophyta; Magnoliopsida; Fabales; Fabaceae
Exons: 6
Coding region: 131-2350 (739 amino acids)
Source: RefSeq, a predicted model, not a curated record
CUUGCUUGCUGGUUAUAGUUAUUGAUAUCAGCAAAAUCAAACAGCUUUCAUAUUAAUAUGGUUUCUGGUUUGGAGAGAUUUCAUAUGGUGAAAGAGGGUGCUUAUGUAAAGGAGCAAGCCAUGAAAUUGGAUGCAAAUCCUUAAUGCAUUACAUAAAGGACGAAGGAUGGACUCACCUGUUAUGGAUGAUGUUGCGUGCAAUUCUCCGUCAACAAAUCACUCCUCCGAUGCCGCCGAUGCUCCUCCCCUUUCUCAUUCUCCCACCUCUUCCAUCAGAUCCAAGAUCGCAAAGAAUAAAUCGACAAAGGAAUUAGGACAAUCUACAUCAGGUGCUCUUAACAAGAUAGCGUCACAAAUAAGGAAACCUCCUCGCCGUAAAACUUCUCCGGUCAACUGGUUUCCACGCAAAAAAGUGGAUUCCUUCUUGGAGAGGAAAAUUAAGAUGCUUCAGGAGGUAGAUGGAAUGAAUUUGACACUUGAUCAGACUCUAGGCAAUUCUAACCCGCAUUAUUCAAGAGUAUUGAGAGAGAAAAUGGCAGCUAGAGAAGCGGCACACAAAGCAAUGGAGGCUCGAAGAGCUGCUUUGGUGGAGGCAUCUUGGUGCCGAAUUUUGCGUGCUGCGAGGAUUCCUAGUGAUGAUGCAGAAGCUCAACUCUUGAAGGCAGAAAAAAGUGCAACUGAAGCUUUUGAGGCAGCUGAGGCUAUGGGCGUUAUCAUGUUUGACUUGCCAGAUUGUCCAAAGAAGCAUGGUCAAAUAGAGACACCCUCUAUUAAUGAAGGAUCGUCUACUCAUACAUUUACUGCAUCUUUUGAAACUGCCUUUGAUGUAGACAAAGAAGUAGCUGCGGCUGUCAAAACUGCAUUUACCAGGCUUGCAACACGCCCUUCAUUUAGUAAAGAUGAAUUCAAAGAACUGUUGAAAAAAAUUAGUGAACAUCCAGAUACUGAUGAAAGUCAUCAGGACUUAACUGAGCUCUCUACAGAGUAUGAAUCUGAGUCUGAGUCUGGGUCCGAGUUAGAUCCAGUGUCCCAAAAAAGUGGAUUCAAGUCCGAUGACUUGGAUUCCAAUAUAUCAUUUCCAGGGAUUAUUCAGAGGAAAAGUAGGAAAAGACAGUCUCUUGAAAAUAGAAUAAAACUUGUGGAUAUGAUGAUUGGGAGGUUAAAAUGUUUGAAAGAAGAUGAACUUUCUUCUCUUGCCACUAUAGUUGCAACUUAUGGUUUAAAUGCUGCCUUGGCUGAAGUGCAGAAUACCAAACAGCUCAAUCCAGCAAUUAAUUUUCCAGCAAGAAGAAUGUCGUCUUUGGUAUUGCGAAAGUCAGCCUUGGAUGGAACAUCGAAAAAGGACCAAGUUGAGCCAGAAUUACCAAGCCUGGAUAAAUUUUUAGUUAAGCACAUGACAAGACUUGAAAGAGAGGUUAGUGAAGCCAAGAAAAACCAUAGGAAUGAAACAAAAUUAGGUAAGGAUAGCUAUUGUAAGUCUGUUGAUGGAACUCCAUCGGAGUCCAUACCUGAUUUGGGAAGUAUUCUAGUGAAGAAUUAUUCAAAAUUAGAGAAAGACAUCAAGGAGGCAAAAGUUAAGUCAGGAAAGGAAAUGCUAGGAGCAUCCAGUGGCGUGCCUAGAGGUCAAAAGGAUCACACAGAAGUACCAGGCUUAGAAAAGGUCUUAGUGAAACAUGUCUCAAGACUAGAAAAGGAAGUUCAAGAAGCCAAAAAGCGAGCAAUCAAAGAGAACACAGGUUUGAGCUCAACUUUUUAUUCUGAUGAAGCAUUAGACAGGAAAGAGAACAUAAAUUUGAACAUGAUAGAGGAAAACAAAGAUGGGUUGGAGAAGAUUUUGGUCAAGCCAGUGCACCGAUUGGAAAGAGAGAAGUUGCAGGCCUUAUCGCAGGGAAGUCGGGUCGAAAAUUACAGACAAAGAAAGAAUCAUGGAGUAACCAGUGCUGCGGAUUGUGAGAGCUUGGACAAAGUUUUGGUUAAGCGCGUAUCUAGACUGGAGAAGGAGAAAAUAAAGAUCAAUUCAGGGGAAGAAUGGGGCGAAGUUAAGAAAAGUAACCGAAACAACCAUUUGGAGACAAAUGAAGAAGGUGGUGGUGGCCUGGAUCAAGUUUUGGUUAAACAUAAAUCCAGACUUGAGAGAGAAAAGAUGGCUGCUUCUGCUCAACCGGAAGAGAACCCAAUUAGUUAUUCUGUGGCUCGCCGCAAGGCAAGGGAGAGAGAGUUGCAAGAAGCUUGGGGAGGACUGAGCUUAGGAAACUCCAUUAAGCCUAGUGUCUCUAAGCUUGAACAAGACAAGGCUGCCUGGAUUAAAGCUGAAGCUGAGGAAAGGAAGCAAGCAAUGGAAGCAAUAUGAUAUAGUCAAUUGUUUUUUCCCUGAUAUGGAAGAUGGAAUUAUUGAUAUUCAAUAUUUGUUGAUUGCUUUGUUAGCAUGUUGAAGCUCUCUAUAAAUAAUGGAGAUAAUAAAAUCAAAGUAUAUACAAUUUUGAGUAGUCCUAUUAUUGUUUUCCUUUAUCCAUUAUAGAUUUAUAUAUGUUGGCCAGCUAUAAUUGUUGCAAAGGUAUGGUUCUGGAUCACAUGUUACGUUAACCUUUAGGCAAUCAAAUCAAGGUCAAAUUUAUGGUGCACAAGUGAGACAAAUCUUGUACCAUGCACAACUGCAAAGACUUGUUUUCACCAUUAGAUCAAUAUGUCACAUAACAUCUCAUUAGAUCCAAUGAUGAGAGAUUGAGAGUUAUUGAUCUAAUGAUAAAAACAAACUUGCACAUAGUACAAGACUUGUCUUAUUUAUGCAUAUAAGCGCCUCAAGUCAGAGGUUUGAUGAAUUUGGAGUGGUCAUAUUUCCUCUCAUAGUGUAUGGCUUUUAUUUAAAAAAAUGAACAGAUGGAUGAAGCCCACUGUAGAGUAAACAGGAUUGGGAGUGCAGGUGUAGUAUGGCAGUGUUUAAGUUGUUAUUUGUACUAUAAAUGCAUCAUGUAACAAAGUUUUAUUUUUAACA